Molecule: messenger RNA, 3131 nt
Organism: Coregonus clupeaformis (lake whitefish)
Lineage: Eukaryota; Metazoa; Chordata; Actinopteri; Salmoniformes; Salmonidae
Gene: sgip1a
Product: SH3GL interacting endocytic adaptor 1a
Exons: 25
Coding region: 340-2445 (701 amino acids)
Biological process (GO): clathrin-dependent endocytosis; clathrin coat assembly
Cellular component (GO): clathrin-coated vesicle; cytoplasm; plasma membrane
Source: RefSeq, a predicted model, not a curated record
CCUGAGUCACUGUGUCCUGAUGUCCUCUGAAAGGGAAGUCCUCUCAGCUCCCCUGGCCACGUCUCAGUCUCAGUCCUGACCGGCAGCCAUGUGGCUCUUCCUGUACGUUGCCAUGGCGAUCUGCACUCCCCCUCCCCCAGCCCUGGUGAUGAGGGAUGCUGAUUAGGCAGCAGCGGACUCAAACUAAAACAACAUUCCACCAGGCCAUGCGAGGGCCAGCCUGUCAGUCAGCCGGGCGGUGAUAAGACUCCCUGACAUCUGUCUCUCUUCUCCAUACAUCUUUUCAUCCCUUCGUCCUUCCAUCCCUCCAUCCGCCUGUGGAGAUGGAGAUUGCUGUAGAUGGCUGAAGAGCUGUGUAUUGGCUGGUUUCGCAUUGUUGCAGGCUCCUUGGAGAUAGAGGAAUGCAAAUCUGCAAUCAUGAUGGAAGGAUUGAAAAAGCGUACCAGGAAGGCCUUUGGGAUACGGAAGAAAGAGAAGGGAGACAAGGACAAUGACUCCACGGGGUCCCCUGACAGAGAUGGGGGUUCACAGAAGAGGGCCAAUGGAGCAGCUGUCAAUGGGUUCUCUGAUGAGAUCGACUGGGACAGAUAUAACACCCCUACGGUGGACGAUGAAGGUUACAGUCUCAGGCCAGACGAGGAGGAGGUGCCAGGAUCACCUGGCCCCAAACCCCCCAAAGAACACUUCUUCUCCUCCAGCGAGUCGGAGGGAGAGGAGGACCUCCAUAAAAAGUUUAAGAUCAAGAUCAAACCGUUACCAGCGGAAAGUGCCAACUGUUUGGCCCCGUCGGUAGAUGAACUGAAAGCCUCCAUAGGCAACAUAGCGCUGUUUCCCUCUCCUCUGAGGAGUAGUCCGAGACGUAGCCCGGGGUUGAUGAAUAAGGACUGUAGUGAAGAGAUACAGGUAGCUCGGCCAAGACGUUCUGCACCCAUUGCAGCCCCCACGUUAGCAGCCCCGGCGCUACAGGCCCCCAGAAGUAAGAAAUCCCCAGCAGCCCCAGUAGCAGCCCCAGUACCAGAGGACGCUACAGCCUUAUUUGGGCCUCCCCUGGAGACAGCCUUCAGAGAGCAGAAAACUGAAGUGGGUAUAUCUGAGCGGGUGGCGUGUGACGUGUGGGGUGCUCCUCUACCUGAGUCUGAGUCACUGAGCCCAGACUUCUCUUUCACCAGAACCUUCCCCAAAGGAACUCCGCCUCCGCUUCCACCCAAGAAUGUCCCGACCUCCCCCCCUCCGACCAGCUCCCCCUCUGCAGCUGCCGGGGCGUCCUCUCCGGUUCGUCCUGCUACACCGUCAGCUCCAUCAGCUGUUUUCAGCAGCCCCACCCCGCCCCCUCCCCCUCCACGCCCCUCCUCACGACCCAAACUGCCUCCUGGGAAACCCAGCAAGGGGGACAUGAGCCGGCCCUUCAGUCCCCCGGUCAGUCACUCGUCCAGCCCCCCUUCCAUCGCCACCCUGGCCCGGGCCGAGAGCACCUCCUCUAUCUCCUCCAACAACUCCCUGAGUGCAGCCACCACCCCCACCGUCGAGAAUGACCAGCCUUCCCUGGUUUGGUUUGACAGAGGGAAGUUUUAUUUAACCUUUGAAGGCUGUUCCAGGGGCCCCAGCCCUCUCACCAUGGGGACCCAGGACACCCUUCCGGUGGCGGCAGCUUUUACAGAGACGGUCAAUGCCUUCUUCAAAGGAGCCAACCCUAACAAGUGUGUUGUGAAGAUCACAGGCGAGAUGGUGCUGUCGUUUCCAGCGGGGAUCACCCGGCACUUUGCCAAUAACCCGUCCCCUGCCGUGCUAACCUUCAGCAUAACCCACUACAGCUGGCUGGAGCAUGUGCUGCCUAACCCCCAGCUACUCUGCUGUGACACCGCCACAACACCCAACCCUGACUGCAAGACCUUCUGGGUGAACAUGCCAAACCUGAUGACCCAUCUAAAGAAGGUGGCCGAGCAGAAACCCCAGGCCACAUACUACAAUGUGGACAUGCUCAAAUACCAGGUAUCAGCGCAGGGCCUCACAUCGACCCCCCUGAACCUAGCAGCCAGUUGGCGGUGUGAACCCACCAGCACGGACCUCCGAAUAGACUACAAAUAUAACGGCGGCGCCAUGACAACGCCCGUGGCGCUCAACAACGUCCAGUUCCUGAUCCCCGUAGACGGAGGGGUCACCAAGCUACAGGCCGUUCUUCCCCCCGCUGCAUGGAACGCAGAGCAGCAGAGAAUCCUGUGGAAGAUUCCUGAUAUUUCCCAGAAAUCUGAAAAUGGAGGCAUUGGCUCAUUGUUGGCCCGGUUCCAGCUCUCGGAGGGUCCCAGUAAGCCCUCUCCCCUGGCGGUCCAGUUCACCAGCGAAGGCAGCACUCUGUCAGGUUGUGAUAUAGAGCUGGCUGGCCCUGGGUACCGCUUCUCACUCAUCAAGAAGAGGUUCGCUGCAGGAAAAUACUUGGCAGACAACUGAUAAUAGGAUCUCUAUUACUACUGAACAAAUACACUGAAGAUCAUAAUCUCAAUGAAAACCUUUACUACAGAGGACCACCACCUCCCUACAGACAGACAGACAGACAGACACUCCUUUCUAAACCCGCGAGACAGACAGGCCCAGGCCACACAGCCUACUGGACCCAGCAGUAUUGUAUAACUUGCAUAUAGCCUCGUGGACCGUUUUAGGGUGUCAUUAUUGUAUUUGUAAAAUGUAUUCGUUUCAGAACAUCUGUAUUGCUGCAGUUAUAGACACCCACCCGGGUUUCCCUCUCUAAAGGUACAUGCUUCUGUCUCUCUACCCCCCUCUCUAAUGUGUGGUGUUCAAACUUAAACACUGCUACAGCUGCCUAGCUGCCUAGACUCAACCGUGAACCUAACACAUAAUUCACUGUAUUUAUUUUAGACUCAUCAACAAAGAUGUGGUAUUAGGAGAGGUUGCAUGAAAAUACCAUUGUGUUGUGUCAUUGAGUGAACUAAAAUGAAUUGACGCCCCAUUCAGUUUAAGGGAGGGGCUAAUUCUUCCUCAUGCUGCCUCUCAUUGGACACUGUUAGAGCUACCAUAGAAUUCUGGGUAUUGGAGUUUUUAUGCUUUUAAAAAAACAUUUUUAGUCAUUUAGCAGACGCUCUUAUCCAGAACGACUUACAGUUAGUGAGUGCAUACAU